UCCCCCAGCAACCGCACACUCGCACACACACAAACAGAGAGAGAAGGGGGGAGGGUGAGAGAGAGGGGAAGAGAGAGAGAGAGAGAGAGAGAGAGGGGAGAGAGAGAGAGGAGAGACUCCCCGGCUCCCUCCCUCCCUCGCACACAGCGACUGGAGACGGACGGAGAGCAACGCGCUGGGAGAGGAGAGACCACCGACAACAGACCCGCGCUCUCACACAUACACUCACACUCGACUCUUUCCUCUCCCCCCACCUCCUCCUCCUUCCACCCCCACCACUAACACCAUCUCCUCCUCCUUCUCUCUGCAACAAGAAAAAAAAGCCAUUUACAGGGGGUGAUGUGCAACUAAUUAAAGGCAGACUGGCAGCGUCUGCAAAUUCUAAGGCUCCCCAAAUAAAAAGAGACUGUUGUAACAGUUGGAGGAUAAUGCAAAGGAAGACGCUGCCUGGGAAUUCACCGUCUGUGGAAAUGAGCCCCAGAGAGGAAUAAAGCAGCCCUCACCUUGCUCUCCCCACCCGAACCCACUUUCCCCACCCGCCUCGGCCCCCACCCCAACACCACCAUCACUCCCUUCCCUCCCCCCCACCUUUCCCCCUUUUCCACCCAGGUGUCGGACCAGGCGGUCCCCACUUCCACCCUGCACCCCUUCUUCCCCCCCUGCACCAUGAACACCAAUGUCUGCGUGGAGCCCGGGCCGAGCCCGGAGGCCCCGGGCUUGCCCAAGGAAAGCCACUUGCCCGAGGGGGCUCUGAACAGCCUUGUGGAUUACAACUCGGAAAUGGAGCGCUACCGCUCCUUUGCCACCUCCUUCUACAAGACCAACGGGGGCGCCUUCCCACAGGCGGCCAAGAUCGCGCGCAUCACCACCCCCAUCUUCCCCAGCAGCGCCGCCGCCGCCGCGGCCGCCGCGCGCAUCGGCAUGUCCCCCUGGAACUGCGACAACGCGGCCACCGCCGCCGCCGCCACCGCCAUGCUCUGGGGCAGCGGCGGGGGCGGGGGCGGCGGCGGGGGUGGUGGCGGCGGCGGCGGCGGCGGCGGCGGGGGCGGGGGCGGGGGUGGUGGGGGCGGCAGGAAAUCCUCCUCCGCCGCCGCCUCCUCCUCCGCCUCCUCCUCCUCGGCGAUCCUCCCCGCCGGCGGUGGCGGCGGCGGCGGCGGCGGCGGCAGCAGGACCAGCAUGCACCACCGAAACGACUCCCAGAGGCUGGGGAAAGCUGGCUGCCCGCCAGAGCCGUCGUUGCAAAUGGCAAAUACUAAUUUCCUCUCCACCUUAUCCCCUGAACACUGCAGACCUUUGGCGGGGGAAUGCAUGAACAAGCUCAAAUGCGGCGCUGCUGAAGCAGAGAUAAUGAAUCUCCCCGAGCGCGUGGGGACUUUUUCCGCUAUCCCGGCUUUAGGGGGCAUCUCAUUACCUCCAGGGGUCAUCGUCAUGACAGCCCUUCACUCCCCCGCAGCAGCCUCAGCAGCCGUCACAGACAGUGCGUUUCAAAUUGCCAAUCUGGCAGACUGCCCGCAGAAUCAUUCCUCCUCCUCCUCGUCCUCCUCAGGGGGAGCUGGCGGAGCCAACCCAGCCAAGAAGAAGAGGAAAAGGUGUGGGGUCUGCGUGCCCUGCAAGAGGCUCAUCAACUGUGGCGUCUGCAGCAGUUGCAGGAACCGCAAAACGGGACACCAGAUCUGCAAAUUUAGAAAAUGUGAAGAGCUAAAGAAAAAACCUGGCACUUCACUAGAGAGAACACCUGUUCCCAGCGCUGAAGCAUUCCGAUGGUUCUUUUAAAGCAGUAGUAUAUCUUAUUUUCAAGGCACUUGGAAAUGAAGGGCAAACUAAUGUCUUGUUUUAAGAAACUGCUUAGUCCACCACUGAAGAAAAUAUCCAGAAAUUAUUUUCAUUUUACGUAUAGGGGUUUCUUCGAAAAAAAAAAAAAAAAGAGGAAAAGAAAAGAAAAAAGACAUAAAAAUAAUGUGGGAGCUUGGAGAAUUGGCCAGUCUAUUUACUUUCAAUACGCUGAUUCUUUCUUUGAUGUAAUUUAGCUAUAGUAGUGAAGUUGUUGUCUAUUUUGAAAGUGGCUGUAAAAAAUAAGUUUGGGUAAACCCCUGCUGUAAAAUCAUGUAUCUUUGCAAAGUACAUAUCUAUACUUCAUUUUCAAAUAUAUGUGUUUCAGUACUGUAAACUGUACAGAUAGCAGCUUGUAUUUUGUGUGUUUAGACACAAGGAGACAAUCAUGUCUGAGCAUCUAUGGAGAUUAACAGUUUGUACACAACAGUAUGGUUCUGCAAGUUAAAUCUGGAGCAAUAAAUUUUAGCUUUAACUAUUUUUUGCCAGUGGUUUAGAAGCAGCAACAGCACUGGCACCAUUUUGCCAUGCAUCUUUCCAUAGAGACUUGAUGCCAAGUUUUACAAGACUAAAAGAUUAUGAUGCAUCCACCAAUUACCUUCAGUUUUAUUGUUAUAAGAGGGGAAGAUGUUAUGAAAGUUUCAAUUAAUCUUUUGAGCACUAUAUUAGAGUAGUGGUUAUGCACUUGCAUUGCUUACAAACGAGCUGUACAGAAGGGUAUACCUCCCAAAUACUUAGUGUAGUUGACUUGUCUUGGGUUGCACUGUAAGGCGGAGUACUCAGAGUAGUUGGAAAAUGCAGAAUCAGUUGUAUAAUUUUUUUUUAUAAAAACAGUGUUUUUUAGGCUAAAGAAUAAAGUAUCAUAUCUUAGGAGGGGAAAAUUUAUAACUCACUUUUUUUCCCCAGCCCAACAUGGGCUGUAUACGUUUUAUUGUUUCUUAAUUUUUUUCUUAUUUUUUCUGUAGGAAAAAAUCUUAAUAAAAACGACCCCAAUGUUUUAACUUCAUGUAUGAUAUUAAAUGGGUAGUUUUAACACUUGAAUAUGUUGAGGGCUUCUGCCUUGAGGCAGGGCUUGAUAUAUUUUUAAUUUACAAAGAAUUAAACAUAUUCAUAAAAGUGAGGCAUUUUCUCUCUUUUUAUUUUCUUUUCUCAUAGCCACCCAGUUGGACUAGUGGUCUUCCCCUGGUCCUUCAGUAAAAUGCUCCAUUGCUGCCAUUUCCAUUGUUGUUACUUGAUGCUUUCAUUCCUGAGAAGGCAGGGCUACAGUCUCUGGAAUUUCAUAAAUGCAUGACAUACCCCUCCCCCCACAACCUACACACAAAGGAUCUAAUGCUUCAUAGAACCUGUGCUACCUUUUCAUGUUGGAGUUGGUUUUCUUAUCACAGUCAGGGUUCUUAAGGCCGUCCCAUCAGGACAAAUAUUUACAUUUCAUUUUAUUUUUGUUUGUCCCAAUUAUAAAGACUAUUUUCAGUUUCAGGAGUAGAACAGGGUUUAGCAAAAA
Messenger RNA from Gorilla gorilla gorilla (western lowland gorilla), 3331 nucleotides. It is a transcript of the gene CXXC4, whose product is annotated as CXXC finger protein 4. The transcript is spliced from 4 exons. The record is from RefSeq and is a predicted model, not a curated record. Gene Ontology annotation, molecular function: methyl-CpG binding; zinc ion binding. The coding region runs from base 667 to 1773 and encodes 368 amino acids. Gene Ontology annotation, cellular component: nucleus. NCBI's taxonomy places the organism in Eukaryota, Metazoa, Chordata, Mammalia, Primates, Hominidae.